Messenger RNA from Puccinia triticina, 1821 nucleotides. RefSeq lists its product as uncharacterized. The coding region runs from base 1 to 1821 and encodes 606 amino acids. Gene Ontology annotation, molecular function: ferric-chelate reductase activity. The transcript is spliced from 15 exons. NCBI's taxonomy places the organism in Eukaryota, Fungi, Basidiomycota, Pucciniomycetes, Pucciniales, Pucciniaceae. The record is from RefSeq and is a predicted model, not a curated record. Gene Ontology annotation, biological process: intracellular iron ion homeostasis; iron ion transport; copper ion import. Gene Ontology annotation, cellular component: plasma membrane.
AUGGCCUCGCCGACCAGACCUUCGCCUGCGGCCGCACACAUGCCAAUGGUAAUGCCGGAUUAUGAACUCAACGAGAACAUUGGCGAUUUCUUGGGUUAUCUGACUCUGGCUGUUCUUGGUCUCAUAGCGUUGCUACGAUUGCCAAGUUUUAUCAAAUAUCGAUUUAGCGCAACUUCGCGGCCAGCUUCGUUCGCAACUAAAGGCUACUUGCUGUCCAAAAAUCGCAAUGAAACCGAAUCAAAAGCUACUCAACCUUUCGCCAGUGGCAGCCCAUUGAUGAGGGCUAAAUUGACUUCGAUCAAGCUAUAUAAUCUCAAAGUCCCUUAUCUUGGUUCUUUGCUGAAUCAGUUCAAUCUAGGAAAUUGUCUGUUUCUUCUGAUCUACUUGGUCCUUUUGGUAGUCCUCUCGCUCUAUAGGAACACUGAUGGAGUAACGAGCCUUAAGAACUACAAAAGAUUUGGUUUUAUUGCGAUUUCACAAUUUCCGCUGCUAUUCGUGUUGUCAAUGAAGAAUUCACCUUUGAGUUACAUUACUGGUGUUGGUUACGAACGACUGAAUUUCGUCCACCGGUCUGUUGCGAGAAUCAUCUUCAUAUUCGCCAUUAUCCAUGGAGCCUUACAAAUGAAGUUGCAAUAUGAUUUUACGCGCGAGAUUCAUUUCAAGAAAGCUUCGCGAAGAGGAUUAAUUGCACUUUGCUUGCUUGCAUUCCUCAAUCUCAUGGGGUCCAGGGUCUUCCGUAACUGCUGUUAUCAAGUCUUCUUAACAUUUCACGUGUUCGGUUAUAUCACGUUGAUUGUGAUGCUUUGGUUACACACGGAAUGCACCAGACCAUUUUUGGCGGCUUGUAUUGCGUUCCUCGUUCUGGAUAACCUGCUCAAGAUUGUAAAAUCAAGAUUCAAGCUUGCUACAUUUACUGCCAUGCCAGGUGGCUUAACCAGGAUCGAGGUUAAAGGUAUUAAUGAUGGCUGGCGCGCAGGCCAACAUGUGUUCUUGAGAGUUCUAAAAGGGCGCCAAAUAUUUGAGAAGCACCCCUUCACAAUUGCAAACGCACCUAAUUCAUCAACUCCAUAUGGGUCAACCGACCAUUUGCUCAUUGUGGCAAAAGCGGCCGGCGAUUUCACUGAGAGAAUAUAUUCUUUGGCAGGUCAGCCACGAGAGAAUAGCUCAGAUAAUGUGGGGUUAGAAUCGAAUCUACCCUCUCCAAUCGAAAUGAAGGACGAAUCCAAAGGUUGCACCGUGAUAGUCCAAGGCAAUUUAUCUCCUUCUGUCACUUCCUAUCAUGUUCUUGUGGAUGGACCGUACGGGACCUUUUUCACCGACAUGACUCGGUAUCGUACAGUCCUACUAUGUGCUGGGGGAAGUGGUUUCACUUAUUGUAUGGCAGCUCUUGAAGACGUUAUCGGCCAAGCUGUUAAAAGUCGUAAAAGUAUCACGAAGCAGGUUCAUGUAGUUUGGAGCUUGCGGGAGCCAGAUAUGAUCGAAAGUUUUGGCCCGGGGAUGGAGGAAACAAUCAGGGUUGCCCAAGCUCACGGGAUCGCUGUCACAGUCAAACUAUUCCUAACAAAAGCAAACAGCAAUACCUUAGUUGAACGAAGUUACUUGGCAUCGAUGGAAUUGAAUUCUGCUCGGCCAAACUUCAAGGAAGUCCUCAAUGAAGUCGCAUUCGAUGAAACUCUGGAUAACGGCGGUGGAUUGGGCGUGGGUGUUUGUGGACCCUCUGGCUUUGUCGAAGGAUUCAGCCAAGCCGUUCUUGACUUGGAUUCUGACCGAGUCCAAAGGAUUGGCGGAGUCAAAUUGCACACCGAAAAAUUCGGUUGGUAA